Caenorhabditis angaria is the source of this 1212-nucleotide messenger RNA. The record is from the annotation of a GenBank genome assembly. NCBI's taxonomy places the organism in Eukaryota, Metazoa, Nematoda, Chromadorea, Rhabditida, Rhabditidae.
AUGCCUGCCAAAGAUACUCAAUUCUGGGAUGCUUUAAUGGAAAAUAAAGUGGCUAAGAAGCUAAUUAAAAAACACAAAAAUAAGGUCAAAUGUGAGAAUACAGAAGAAUUGGCUUCGAGAUAUGAAGUUUCGACUGCUGAAGUUGAAAAGGUUCGUUUGAAAUUUGAACAUCAAAAAAAGUUUAGCUACCCCAAGUUUAAACAUAAUCUUCAAUACGUUUAGGGGAAUUCCGAAAAAUAUUUUGUAAACUUAUAUUUUCAGAUUUCUUGAUUCAUUACUAAUAGUUUACCUACUUUUGUGCCACGUGGAUUUUCUGACUGAUAAUUCAACUUAGCAUAACGCAGCUGAAUUUUGAGCUAGAACUUUCAAAUUUCCGGAUUUUUCAAUUUUUUAGACUAUGACGUUGCUGAUCUUUGUUUUAGAAUAAACUAAGAAGGAUUUUUGUGUUUUCUGACUAUUCUGAAGAAAAAUAUAAUUUUGAAGGAACAAUUUUGAGCUCUAGGAAAUGUAAUUAAAUGAUACAAAAACUGCGAUUCUGGAAAUCAUUUUGGAGCUCACUUCAAAAAAUGUUAAAUUUUGAAGACCUUUCAUUUCAGGUGUUCACAAUUUUCCAAUUAAUGGAUGAUGAUCAAUCUGGCACCAUUUCCUCAACCGAAGUCGCAAAAAUGUUAAAUGAAUUGGGAAUUGAUGUUUCACCAAAAGUUGUUCAAGCAGUUAUGAGAAGUUCGGAUGUUAGUGGAGAUGGACAAAUUGAUUUUGAAGAAUUUUUGGCUGCUGUUACUUCCAAAAUUAAGGUACUAAGUUAGGAUAAUUUGAAAGACUUGGUCUUAUUCCUAAUUUUUUGAGUUAGGCGGUCAAGUUCAAAAUUCCAAACCUGAACAUUUUUCAGCUCAACAACUGUAAAGCUGAUGUUCGUGUGAUGCUCUCAAAAUUGGACCCUGAGAAAUAUGUGAGCUUUUUUUCUCUACUAUUUAUUAGAAACCAACAAAAAUCAAAAUGUUUUCAGCUUUCGGCCGAAGAAUUGGUUGUUGCUUGGAGCGAAACUGUUUCAACACAUAUUACUGUAAAAGAAGCCUGCGCACUUAUUCAACAGGUUUGUUAGGCUAAGCCUUUUUUAACUUCCCUAAAAAAUCCCUAAUUCUCCAGGCUGACACUCAAGGACGUGGAAAAGCUACAAUCCAUGAAUUCAUCACAAUGUGCCAAACUGUUUGA